This is a messenger RNA of Vicia villosa (hairy vetch), 537 nucleotides long. Its product is annotated as NAC domain-containing protein 104-like. The record is from RefSeq and is a predicted model, not a curated record. Gene Ontology annotation, biological process: system development; regulation of DNA-templated transcription. NCBI's taxonomy places the organism in Eukaryota, Viridiplantae, Streptophyta, Magnoliopsida, Fabales, Fabaceae. The transcript has 2 exons. Bases 62 to 415 code for a protein of 117 amino acids. Gene Ontology annotation, molecular function: DNA binding.
UCCAAGAACCAUAUAUUCAUAUUUGUAAUUUAGCAUACAUGUCUUAUAUAUCUAGAUAUUUAUGACCAUAUAUACAGGCAAAGCAUUAUCAAGUGGAAAUCAACACUACUUUUUCACCGAAGAGAAGGAAAAUAGAAGCACUGAAAAUGGAUAUUGGAAGGAAAUCGGUGUCACAAAACCUAUAAAUAAAAUGGGAAUAAAGAAGUAUCUUGUGUUCAACCUUGACGAAGGAAGUGAAACCAGUUGGGUAAUGGAAGAGUAUCAUAUUUCUGAAUCUGAAUCUUGGGAAAGACUAAAUCCUAUGAGAGUUGGAGCAAAUGGGUUUUAUGCAAAGUUUAUGAAAAGCAGAUGUCACAACAAGGUGCAAGCUGUUGUUAUAGCGAUGAUGAUAAUGAAUCAGAGGUGUCAUGGUUAGACCAAGUUUUUAUGUCGUUAGAUGAUGAUGAUAUUGAUCAAACAAGCCUCCAUAAUUAAUUAAUUAAUUGGUUUCAAUAUAUUGUAUAUAUAUUACUUAAUCUUGAUAUUAAAGGUUAAAUA